Molecule: messenger RNA, 6634 nt
Organism: Toxoplasma gondii ME49
Lineage: Eukaryota; Apicomplexa; Conoidasida; Eucoccidiorida; Sarcocystidae
Product: HECT-domain (ubiquitin-transferase) domain-containing protein
Exons: 15
Coding region: 854-5983 (1709 amino acids)
Biological process (GO): ubiquitin-dependent protein catabolic process; protein polyubiquitination
Molecular function (GO): ubiquitin protein ligase activity
Source: RefSeq, a predicted model, not a curated record
GCUUCGAGAAGAGGCACAAGUAUGCUUGACUACACGUAAAAUCUUAACCACUGCUAACUAAAAGUCGGUCUUUUUGAGGAGGACAGAUUCCUUGACGGGAGGAUGUUUCCAUUCAGAUUCCUAAGAGAGAAACGCUGGCCAUUCGAACGCGGCUAUGUUCCUAGUCGGGGCCCAUACACAGUACCGUCGAAAACGUUCUGUUUUAAAACGGAUCUUCCAGGGAAACACUGCUUUUUGUCUUUCUAAGGAAAAACCACUCUCCCAGUUCAUAGCUAACUUUCAGAGAUCCCGCGUUAUUUCCGGCAUUGCUGAAGUCAGCCUCCCGCUCCUGUCUCAUCCGUCUUCCUUGCUCGCGCUCUGGUGUUGGCCGAACCCCCCCCGUCUCGUUUCUUCGUCGUCGUAAACCCUUUCACACGCUCUCAUGUUGUCAAAGCAGCGACCGCGUCAUUUCUGAAACUCCGAGACUAUACCGAAGCCUCGAAGUCCGACCAAGCCACAGAAAGAACCUGGAUUUUCUGUUGUCGCUCACCCGCCGCAGGCGGGCACGUCACAGAGCGUGCCUAAGAGGGAAUCGUGGUCCUAAACUUGUGGCAGCUCUCUACAGCUCUUCAGUUUCGGACCGCGAACCCGUUUGCUGUUUCCGCCUUGUGUCGGAGAACUCACGUGCUCUGUCCCUGCCUCCCUCCUUCCUCUGUCGUUGCUUUGUCUUCCUCUCACUCCUCCCUAAUUUGUCUUGCCUACUGAGCGUGUGAGGCAUCUGUGGACGCUCGCGGCGACGUCUGGUCCGGCACCCUUUGUCGGAGCAGACGGCCGUCUUGUCUCUGUGAGUCGCAAAGGUCUCGCUUUUUCCACCAUGUUCUCGGACUUUACGCACUCUUCCAACCGAAGGAUCGAUCUUUCUGGCGCCUCGCGUCCGGCCUUCGUCCGCGGGCGCCUUGCAGCCGGGGUCGCUGGCUCCUCCGGCGCCGCCUGUCGCUCCUCCUUGCUCGAGUUCCAGCGUCGAGAGAGGCAACUGCGAGAGCAGCAUCGCAGGUCUGUGGACGCUGCCUUAAAAGUCCAGAGGUGCUGGAGAUCUUCUUUCGUUCGAAGGCAAACGAAGGGGGACCACCGGCGCGCCUUCGAUGCCGCUGUUGCUGGCCUCCUUGCAGGGGCGGAGGACGGCACGGGCAGCGGAGCCUCAGAGACAGGGCGCCGAACUCGAUUUGAGGGGAAGAGCUGUGAAACGCAUACACACGGGCAGCCUGCAGCCCGCCGUGCACUCUGCAUUCAACGCGCUUUGCCGAGGCUCAUCCGGCAACUUGCGUUCUUCUUCGAUCCGGACGAAGAUGGCCAGAGGAGGCGGAGCCCCUCGCGGAGUCAGGGGGGGCGUCAGACCCGCGAGCUGGAGGUGCCGACAGCCGGCGACGCGUCGACGCUUGCAACCGUCGGAGAAGCAGGAAACAAGUCGGACUGCGCGGCGCGGACACUCGCUCAAGAGCGGAGUUCAGGAGGGAUGCAAGUCACCUUUUAUGCCGGUGGAACGACGGUGUUUACCGACGACGUCGCGCGACUCGCCCUCCUGUGUGACUGGGUGCUGAAUCUCGGAGAAGACCACGCGAUACACGGACGGCUCUGUGGCACAUGCAACGCUUCGAGGAGACAGGCGCCCUUCGACGUGGAGAUGGAGGAUGCAACUCGCGCAUCAAUCAAUACCUGUCUCUUCCCUCUCGCGGCGGAAGAGCUGCGCUCAACCGAGCAGACACCUGCUCCACCUCUAACCUCGCAAGCCCCAGAUUCUUCGAGUCAUGCGCCUUCCACCAGAGCCUCUGCGCGAGACCGUCUGCCGCAUGAGCCUCGUUUUCUUCAGCUUUUGGCCACCACAGAGUUGCGCCUCUUGCUGCAGUGCGCUGCUCUCCGCUACCGCGCUGUUCUCUUCAGCAACGAGGCUCCCGCGUCUCUGCUGCCACCCCGUUUUCUUGUUCCCCAAGCCUCAGAAGGCAGCAGGGAUCGAUCCCCCGCGGCCUGCGACUCGUCCGUGACUGCUGCGCCGGCAACCGUCUCUCUGUUUGGGGGCAGGGGAAGUCUUGGCACGCGGGAGAUGCGCACCGAGUGGGGUUUGAAGCAGGACAAGAUGACCCGGCUCCUCGGCCUAGAGAACGGAAAUAGCGGGGACGAGCCCCCGCGACGAGUCGCGGGCCUCAGCGCGUUCUCAUGGGUGCACUUGAGGCCUGCAUGCGGCUGGAGAGGCAGCGUCCUCGCCUCGUCCCUGCGGACAUUCGCGAGAACAGACGACAAUGCCGCGACGAACGGGAAGAAGGAACCUGCGACUUCUGGGGGCGUAGGGGCGGGGGAGUCCGGGGGCCUGGGCGAGAGACCAAGCGCCCUUUUGGGGGGGCAAGAGAACGCGGAAGAGGGCGUGGAUGUGGCCAGCAAUUUGCUUGCAGGAAGGCGAAGCGUGGGUGCGUCGGAUCCGCCCUUUUUCUUGCUGCCUGCGGGUCCGGAGACGCCGGAGAAAGGAGUUCAGGAGCUGUGGCACUGGAUUCGAAGCGUCCGGGAUAUUCUUCUCGCUGUCGCCUCUGCGUCUGCAUCGGGGGAUUCGUUGGAGAGCGAUCGAGUCGCAGAAAUCCUCCCCAACUCCUCGGACGCCGGUGGGCUCUCUCGCCUGCUGCGCAGCUGGCGGGCUGUCGGCGGAGGCCCGCUAGCAGCCAUGCUCGGAGACGCUCUGGCAGACGCGAUGACGACUCCGGCCGAAGUCGAGGAGGGUGCGAUCUGUGGCGAAGGACGAACCAUUUCAGACCGACGGGAGCGGGACCUCGCUGCGGCCGUCGAAACAUGGUUGUGCGUAUGCAGAGCAGCAGAUGACGUGAGCGGCGAGCUGGAGUUUCUCGUCCACCUUUUUGGCGCUCCGUGUCUGGUUCCGGUUUUCGACGCCACGGGGCCGCCUCCAUCGCCUUUGUCUUCUUCCUCUCCCUCUGUUUUGACUGCCUCUCGGCUCCCGCUGCUCGCAGACGAUGAGAGCGAAAAGUGGAGGCGGCGCACGCGCUUCCUGACCCUCGUUCUCGGCCGCAUGCUGAGCUCCGUAGCGGGAUGCGACGCGCUUCAGUCGCUUCUUCAGAUGCUUCAGCUACCCCAGCUUUCCCCGAAACAUCGGGGGGCUCUGCCCAAAUCCACCGUUGUCACUCUUCCUUCUCGUGGAGCCCUGGGAGGCGAGCCGCCCGCGGCGAAGCAGCUUGAAGGCCAGACAGCGAGUCGUCGGCUCCGCGAGGCCGAGCAACAAAUUCGCGAUUUGGUGACGAAAGACGUUUCCAGGAGAGUGCGGACUGAGGCCGAGGCGGCAAACGGUCGGGAAGGCGAGUUAGUGCAGGUGAGGAAGAGUCCGCUCGUUCUCUGCUUGGCAGGGAACGCGUUAGGUCUGCUGCACAACCAGAUCGAGGUCGGGGAUCCAGACUCGCGCGACUGGGCGAAGAACCGAGGAGACAAAGAGGGGGGCGGCCAGGAAGACAAAGCUGCGCAGAGAACGCUGUUAUGCGUUCUGUGUUGGGCUGCAACCUUUGCCCACGACGAACUGCUGCGGCAGAGCGUUUUGAGCUCCGAGGAACAACAGACAGGCGAAACACAAGGAGAAAAAGAACCCGGGAUCGACGCUGCCCUCAGGCGCCAGCUGCGCCUCCUCAUGACGCCCGCAGUUCUCCGUGCCCUCUUCGACUGCGCCGAUGAAGACCCACCAAAUCGGUUUCCUCCCCUUCUGCGUAUCUUUUUCCCUCCCUCUCUGUGCGCAUGCCCGAGUGCGGACACACGAGUAGACACAGCGCCGCAAGGCGAGGCGGGCGAAAGUCUCUCUGCACGCGAAGAGCCGUCUGAAGAAGAGUCUUCUGAGGACGAAACCGAAGACACCAUGACAGCUUUCAAUGCCAGUGCCGCGGACCCAUCUGCAGAUGGCGGCUCAGAACCUGCCAUAGGCGUCGAUCGACUCAUUCUGAACGCGCUAGCCAUGAACACGUCUCUCUCCACUCAUCUCCUCCCUGUCAUCCGACACGUCUUCGAUGCGGAGUGCGGCGGCGACGUCGAUCAGUUUCUUAGACGCCUGGGACCGGCGCCAUUCUUCGACGCUCCUCUCGGCCAGGUGCUCCGUGCGGCUUGCACGCUUCUGCAGUAUCAACUCGAGCUCAUGUACGACUCUGAACUGGUGGAGACGUCGCGCUCUGCUCCGCUCCCUGGUUUUCGCCCGCCUGCAUCUUCUUCCUCUUCGUCUUCUUCCUCUUCUUCUUUGGCGCCUCUUUCCAGCUCUCCCCUUCUGACGGCUUCGGACUUCCAGUGGUUGUCGCUGACCCUGAAUAAAGUUGCGUGGAAGCUCCUCCAAGCGUGCUAUACGCCGAGUGUCUCCUCACCGCCGUCGAUUUCUGCCCUCAGAGCUCCCAUUUCUUCUCUCUCAAAUGCGUGGGCUGCUGUGGUCUCUCCCGGGGUUUCGGGCCUCGGCGCCGAGCGUCUGGGCCGCCACUCUCGGUCAGGCGAGGAACGCCGGAGGGGGCUCUCGAGGUCGCACUCUUCUUCUCUGCGUGGCGUCCUCACAACCCUCGUUCGACAGCUCUUCGACCGUAACAGUCGCCUCCAUUUCCUCCCAGAAACGUCCUGGAUUCUCCCCGACACGAUGUACCUUUUGAAGAGCAAGGCUCUGCUCCACCAGCAGGAGCGCCUCGCCCAGCUCGACGCCUCUUUCGCCCCACCACCCCGCGCAGAAGAGGCAGCCACAGAGGGCUUGGAGAGAGUUGCAAACACAGGAGUGAAGCACGCCGAAAAAAUACUCGCUGCCCUCCUCACAGAGCUUCCCCAUACAAUGGCCUUUGAAGACCGAGUCCUCGUUUUUUACGACAAAAUCAACGCGGACCGCCUCCGAUUCAGAGACGCCUUUCACCAGAUGCCUUUUGAUCGCAGCCUCCACGAGAUCAGACGAGGCUACAUCGUUGAGGAUGGCCUCUUUGCGCUUGGAUAUGCCGACGAGCACGACCUCAAGGGUUUUUUUCGAAUUCAGUUCAUAACGGGCGAGGGCGUCCCCGAAGAAGGCAUCGACGGCGGCGGACUCUUCAAGGAGUUUCUCGUGCUCUUGUCUCGAAAGGUCUUUGAUCCCGACUACGGACUCUUCAAGGCAUCGUCGGACAACUCUCUGUAUCCGAACCCAAGUGUUCACCUCGCACAUACACAUCCUACGGCACUUUACAAUGCUCUUGGUAAAGUCGUUGGCAAGGCGAUAUACGAAAAAAUUCUCAUUGAGCCGCAGCUGAAUCGCGUCUUUUUGAAUUUGCUCCUCGGAAGGCCUAACCAAGUGGACGACGUCCAAGCACUUGAUCCAGUUGUCCACAAAAACCUGCUGUUUCUGAAACACUACACCGACAACGUCCAAAACCUUGCCCUCUCCUUCAGCGCCACGUUGGGCGACUUUGGCAGCAACGAGGAAGAAGAUCUAAUUCCAAACGGAAGAACCAUUCCUGUUACCAACGACUCGAAACUGCGGUACAUCCAGGCCGUCGCGCACUUCAAAUGCACGAAGCAGAUUGCCAAACAGACGCAAGCUUUCCUCAAUGGCCUGUCCCAGGUGAUUCCUCUCAAGUGGCUGAAGAUGUUUAGCCCCGCAGAGCUUCAGCUGUUGAUCUCGGGCAGCCCGCUAGGUUUCGAUGUGGCGGACUUGCGAGCGCAUGCGAACUUCACCGGAGGGUUCGAAGCCUCCUCGCCGACCAUAUGUUGGUUGUGGGAUACUCUGGAGGAAAUGAGUAGCGAGGAGCGGUCCAAGUUCCUCAUGUUCGUCACGUCUUGCUCGCGGCCACCUCUCUUGGGAUUCCGCAAUCUCCAUCCUUCCUUCACAGUCCACAGAGUUCCAGAACGACACCGUCUGCCAACGAGCAGCACAUGUGUGAACCUGCUCAAACUUCCACCCUAUGAAUCGAAAGAGGUUCUGAGAGAGCGGCUAAUGGAAGCUAUCGAAGGCGCGGAGGGUUUCGGGUUGUCAUAAAGAUAAUUGCGUCGAGGAUGUCGAAUUGAAACGAUACAAGGGCUUCUUUGUCCGAAGCUGCGGUACUCGCGUCCUUCCCUUCUGUGUUUAAACAUUUGUAUUAAUGUAGAGCUGCGCGCUUGCCGUUCGGGCUUGUAACGGAGCAGGCGUUUUAGUUUUCAGUGUCACCGUGCUACGGCACUUGGCGGCCCGUGCUGGUUUUCGGGGAGAAGGAGAAUAAAUGAGCGGCCCUUUUGGAUAGAGUGAUACGUGUGAGUUAUGUGUCUGCGGAAUAGAGGAAGUCUUCCUUUCUCCCUUUUUGCCGCGUGUCAUGUGACGAUCUAAUUAAGCGCUGCGCUUCAGUUUCGCGGUCGUCUGUUAGUCAGGCAACUUCCUCCGGAGUGCUAUCAAUUUCACGAACCAGGAAUGCUGGGAAGCUGUCACGUAAGGUUACGCGAAAUAUUUCCAUAGAAAAGUGAUUUUUCCUUGUACACAGCCGCAACUACAGAAGCCGCCAACGCGCGAAAGGUCGCCUGCAGUGUACCGACUGACGGAGGCUACAGGCUUCAUUUAUCGUACCACAUCAGAAAGCCUUGGGAUGUUGCAUUGUUGCUUCUUAACGGAAACAGACGCUCUCAUGUUGCAUUCAAACAAAACCAACCCAAAUCUGCU